Messenger RNA from Drosophila obscura, 2874 nucleotides. RefSeq lists its product as uncharacterized. Gene Ontology annotation, molecular function: ephrin receptor binding. Gene Ontology annotation, biological process: ephrin receptor signaling pathway; axon guidance. Bases 678 to 2774 code for a protein of 698 amino acids. The record is from RefSeq and is a predicted model, not a curated record. NCBI's taxonomy places the organism in Eukaryota, Metazoa, Arthropoda, Insecta, Diptera, Drosophilidae. Gene Ontology annotation, cellular component: plasma membrane. The transcript has 5 exons.
UAUAAUUAUAUUUAGAUAAAUAUUUAAGAAAAUAAAAAUCUGUGCACGGUAGCGCCUUGAUGUAAAUAUCCUCGGGAUCCUGUUUUUCAUUCAGAAAACAUACAUUCCAUUUUGAAAACCGAUGGAAAAUGUGAUUCGUUUGAGAAGUGAAAUGGAAAGAAAAUGUGUACAUAAAAACCCAGUGGCUGUGUGUGCGUGUUUGUUUGUGUUUCCCUAUUUUUAUGAGUAUGUGUGAAUGCUCGGGAAAGUUUUGCUAUUACAAAUUGAACAUUUUAAAUGAAAAUUGAGUCCAGAUUUGAAAAUAGCAAAGAAUAUAUCUACAAGUUUGGGUUCUAUUUUCACAGCUUACUUCCCUUCGGGACUGUGUGAGUGAGUCGUCGUCGUCGCUGUCGCCGUGUAUGUAUACAGAAAACGUCUCAUUUGGUGUAUACAUACAUACAUAAAUACGUACGUAUGCACUCGGAUGUGUUUGCCGUCAAGAAGUUUAUAUUAACGAAAGAGAGAAAAGGUGACGACAGGAGUCCGAGGAUGGAGCAAGAUACACAUCGGCAUGUGCCGACGAAGCCAUUAGUUAAAUUGCAGUGAAAUAAACCAUUGAGGCGGUCGCACUUUACACACACACAACAUAUAUAGAUCAGUUAAGCAAUAUUUCACAUCGAACAAAGAGUGCUAAAAGAAUGCCAGAGCGGGCAAAGGAGUUGCAUGCUACUUUCUUCUGGACCCAGCCACAGACGCAGUCACAGAUCCAGAACCAGCCACUGGUAGAAGCCCAAGUAAGAAAUGCCUGGCAAUCAUCCGUGCCAUGUUGCAAUAAGCCCCAGUUAAGUCGCAACAAACUUCAGAGUUGCUUGGUUUUAAAAAAGGAGGUGGUUGAGCCGCAGAAACAUCAGGAGGCGAAAGGAGGAGAUCACGCUACCCCUAACUGCAAUAAGUGUCCACAGGAGCAGCGGGUAAAGCCAUAUUCUGGUUAUCCAUUGAACGUUAAGCUAUACAUGCCAACGACUACCACGAGAAUGCCAAGUGUUCGAAGUCGAAGCCAGGCAACAACGACAACGAUUAGCAUUAACCAACCAGCUAUGCAUCGAAAAUCGAAGAGCAAAAGCAAGAGCGUUGCCAACAGCACAUUUUUGCCGUUCCAGUCCAAAAAUUCCUUGGAACAGCAGCAACCUUUUACAGCAGCUAUAGCGGCUGUUAGCGAAGAAGCAGAAGUCGAAUCGGAUGCAAGAACAUCAACAGAAUUAGGUGCGAAUAGAACAAUAAAGCAACAUCAACGUGAACAUCCCGAUAUCAAGAACACAACGCGAAGAGUCCAUAAUCACAUUUACAACAAGAAUAAAAACCGCUCCUCAUCCUCUUCGCUGGUGCGAUGCAAAAUGUUAAUUCCCUUGCCCACAUUAGGCGCUACAUCGUUCGUCACUUUGCUCACGCUGAUCUGCAUAGAAACCGUUUUGCUUUCGACCAUGUCCAGCUGCGCCAAAACCUUCUACAUGCAUUGGAAUACAUCGAACAGCAUAUUUCGGAUAGACAACACCGAUCACAUUAUUGAUGUCAACAAAGGCAACCUGGCCUUCGAAUUCGACCAGGUGCACAUAAUAUGUCCAGUGUACGAGCCAGGGACAUUUGAAAACGAAACAGAGAAAUAUAUAAUAUACAAUGUGUCUAAAGUGGAGUACGAAACAUGUCGCAUAACAAAUGCAGAUCCGCGAGUAAUAGCUAUAUGUGAUAAACCUCAAAAAUUAAUGUUUUUUACAAUAACUUUCCGGCCAUUUACACCGCAGCCAGGUGGCUUGGAGUUCCUACCUGGAAAUGAUUAUUACUUCAUUUCAACUUCAUCGAAAGACGACUUGUAUCGACGCAUUGGGGGCCGUUGCUCCACAAACAAUAUGAAAGUUGUGUUCAAAGUGUGCUGCGCUACGGAAGAAAAGAACAAGACCACACAAACCACCACAUCCGUGGCUGUGGCAGGCGCAGACACAGGAGGAGGAAACAGUGUCAAUAUCGCGGCCCAUGAUGACAGUCAUGGACAUGGCUACGGCCACAAUACUGGUGCCGGAAACACCAUUGGAAUAAGCGGUGUCAACGGAGGACUCUCGGGCGGAUCCCCCUCAGGGGGAAUAGCCAUACAUCCAAACAAUGUCAACAUUAAUGGCCUAGGAACCUCGAUCAAUACGAACAUCGAUCAGUUCAACCGGAUACCGAUUCAACCGAACAUUAUGGGUAACAAUGUUGGCUCUAGUGGCGUUGGAGGUGGAGCUGGUGGUGGAAUUAUCUUGUCUCCUGGUCAUGGUCAUGGUAGCAUCAACAUGCUGCCACCUGGCCGUGGUGGGGUAAAUAUUGCAUACCCGGGACAUCACCACAUUCAAACUGGCAUUCGGAUAAACAAUGUGCCAACGCAGCACAGCUAUCCAUCGCACAAGGGUAACGUCAACGGCAACUCUAAUGGUAAUGAUGAUCACCACCAUUACGACAAACAUCCCAACGAGGUUGUGAAGAACGAAGAGCUUACAUACAACAGUGGCUCGGCGAUUGCAGGUAGAAAUAACUUCAACGUUUGGAUCUGGAUAUCCUACUGGCUGCCUCUGCCUUCCCCGUUAACCUGUUGCAUGUCUGGCAAUUGGUUAAGUUCGUCUUUAGUCAGCAUUUUUGCGAUCCUUGCAAUGCACCAAGUAAUUCGGAUAACAUUGCCCACCCAGCGUUUCCGCCCAGAAAAUAUGGCAUUCAGUCCCUCCUCCAGCAAGAGCUACGGAAUCAUCAACACCAAGGGCAAUCGGUGAAUUUGUUGAGAACACCAGUUGACCCGUUACGCUCAGAAAUAUUUAUUUAUAACAUAAAUGUCACUUAACACUAAAUUUUCCUAUUUUCCAUUCAUCAUAA